AUGUCCCUCCGCUUCAUCCCCCAAAGCGGCAACGCAACCCAAACCACCAACCUCACAACCCGCCAACAAGGCCCCCCCUCAAAGGGCGCCCCCUCAGCCCCCGGCCUACCCGAUACGCUCCGCAACAAGCUCACUUUGCCCGCCAGCGCAACCGCCUCGUCGACAAACAUCGGCAGCGAUGUCCCGUCAUCGACACACCCGCUCGAAGCCCGCCUGAUGUCGUGGCGCGCGACGCAGGAAUCGAUGAAGAUGGAGGGUUUGCGUCGGGCGUAUGGGAUUGCGGAGCCGGUGCGUCGUGGUAUGGAGCUGAAGAUUGUGCGGGAUGGAACUUUCAGACCGGCUGUGCUGGGUGGUGUGCGCGGUGGGAAUGUUCAUGAGGAUAUUCUUUGUAUUGGGGGGAGGGAUACGGAGGUUCAGUGGGAGGAUAUUUAUCAUGGUGAUGAUCUUCGUGAGCCGCCUUCUUUCCAUGAUGAGAUGGAGAAGAGGCUCAAGAUGGAUUUCUGA
Molecule: messenger RNA, 504 nt
Organism: Penicillium bovifimosum
Lineage: Eukaryota; Fungi; Ascomycota; Eurotiomycetes; Eurotiales; Aspergillaceae
Product: proteasome maturation protein
Exons: 3
Coding region: 1-504 (167 amino acids)
Biological process (GO): proteasome assembly
Cellular component (GO): nucleus; cytoplasm
Source: RefSeq, a predicted model, not a curated record